CCUCUAGUCAAGAUUGUGGUGUGUAUCGCUUCUGCAUUAUCAGGGAAAGGAAACUGAAGCUGGCACUCUGUCACAGGCUUUCAAAACGGCUGGACCAACAUGAGCUAUGACAAACACAUCCUCUGGGCCUGCACCACUGCUCUGUUCACUUGUUUGGUACUGGCGUAUGAUAACGGGCAUUGCUCUGGGAUUGUCACGAAGCACUUAUGCAACUGGACUUGUAUGCAACUCACUCUUCAAUGGCCUGGGAGUUUCUGUAUAGAUCUUAACAACAAAACCAUUUGCAAAAUACCUGAGACUGUUCGCAACUGGACCAUCCAUGGCCUAUGGCCUAUGCGUACAGGUCACUGCUGUGACUGCUGGCCGGUAUUUCAUUCCCAUCUUCAGGAAAUCGAGCCUGAACUCACUCAGCUCUGGCCAUCAUUAAUCAAAGGAAAACACUUCUUCUUCUUCUGGAGGGAGGAAUGGAUUAAACACGGGACGUGUGCAGGCUGCGAUGAGACCAUGGGUUCACCACUUCUAUAUUUCCAAGCUGCAGUCAAGCUUCGGAAACUCUUUGACAUUGAUAGUGUCUUGGAAAGCUCUGGAAUCAAAACCUCAUGUAAUGUGUCAUAUAAGCAUGACGACAUCCGUGGCGCCCUGACCCCGCUGUUUGGAAACAACUUUGAUUUGCAAUGUGUGACAGACAGCGAUGGCCGUGAAGCAUGGAUUCAGCUGAAGAUCCAUCUCUUCAGGAACCAAACCCUUGGAUGCUCCAAACAAGAACAAGAGGAAGUGUUCAAUACAUUAGCGUCGUUUAACAGCCCAGGACAUCCCUGUCCGAAAAACACCACCAUUUUUUAUGUUCCAAUUAACUAUGAGAAGCCUCAUAAGCCCUGUAACUAAGAGAAGCUGUAGCUAUAGACUUUCACUGUUCUCACGUUUGACUGUCCUCUUUCAGUCCUCAGACCUGAUUCACUUAAAGAAAAAUGCUACAGUGCAUAAUUCCUAAAGUAUUCACACUUGGGGUAUUUUUCCCUCUCAAUAAAUAUGCAAAUUACAAGGGUUAAA
Molecule: messenger RNA, 1050 nt
Organism: Pimephales promelas (fathead minnow)
Lineage: Eukaryota; Metazoa; Chordata; Actinopteri; Cypriniformes; Leuciscidae
Gene: rnaset2l
Product: ribonuclease T2, like
Biological process (GO): RNA catabolic process
Cellular component (GO): extracellular region
Molecular function (GO): RNA binding; ribonuclease T2 activity
Source: RefSeq, a predicted model, not a curated record